Messenger RNA from Aspergillus eucalypticola CBS 122712, 1451 nucleotides. Its product is annotated as Fe-S cluster assembly protein Dre2. NCBI's taxonomy places the organism in Eukaryota, Fungi, Ascomycota, Eurotiomycetes, Eurotiales, Aspergillaceae. The record is from RefSeq and is a predicted model, not a curated record. Gene Ontology annotation, biological process: iron-sulfur cluster assembly. The coding region runs from base 289 to 1263 and encodes 324 amino acids. The transcript has 2 exons. Gene Ontology annotation, molecular function: iron-sulfur cluster binding. Gene Ontology annotation, cellular component: cytoplasm.
CUAUUUCCUCGGGGGUUGCAGGCGUGUGCCUCGAUUUGUAAUCCCCCAUCAUCAGAUAACCCCGAAAAUUCGCUGAUAACCGUCAAACACAAUCUCUGCCACUUUCCCCGCCACCCAAUCACAACGCCGUCAGAUGACAAUUGAGUCAGCCAGACGAAACCCAAAACGAGCAUCCGAUCACGGCCACUGAUCACUUUUGAACCUCAAUUUCCACUCCCUUCCAUUUAUACCCCAACUAUCUCCUCUCCCUUCCCCCUUCACGGGCGAACUCGCAGGUAGACCGACACAAUGGCUCCCUCGUUCGUGACCAUCGACACAACGCCUGAUUUCGACAUGGCACCCGCCCCCUCCUUCCAGCCCAUGUCGACCGGCAGCCCCUCCAAGCGCACUCUCCUCCUCGCUCCCCCCUCCAUCGCCACUCAAGAAGAGAAGCUCCGGGACCUCUUCACCACCUUUGACCGCUCCACAACCGACCUGCAGAUGCUUGACCGCAUAUCUGCCGGCUUCGUCUCUCUCCCCGCCAACACCUACGAUCACAUUGUCGUCCUAACCGAUACCGAUGGCACGCGGCGGUCGGAAGCCCUCCACCUGCUCACGCGGGAUGUCUACACCGCGUUGGUUCCCUGCAUGAAAGCCGGAGCGAAGCUACAGACCCAGGAUAACUUUUUCGGAGAGGCUGAGGAGCGCGAGGCAGUCUUGGCGGGGCUGAUCAAGACCGAUGCCGGAUUUGAGAAGAUGGACCAGCCCAAGUCGUUCGCGAUUCCUCUGCGACGCAAUGGGAAGAAGAAGGAUGCGGCGAAGACAGAGACAGUUGCUCCCGCACCUGCGCCUGCCCCGCCCGUGCAGCCUGUCACCGUGGGCAUGAUUAAUAAUGACGACGAUUACGAGAACGACGAUGACUUGAUUGACGAGGAUACCCUGCUGUCGGAUGAGGAUUUGAAGAGACCUAUCCAGCCCCCCGAAUGCCAGCCCAAGCCCGGCCGCCGGCGUCGCGCCUGCAAGGACUGCACGUGUGGACUCGCAGCACGACUCGAGGCAGAGGAACAAGCCGAGCGGGAGAAGGCAGACAAGGCUCUGAACGUGAUGAAGCUGGAGACGGAGGACCUGAAUGAACUGGACUUUACCGUGCAGGGUAAGACAGGCUCGUGUGGAAACUGCGCCCUGGGCGAUGCCUUCCGGUGCGCAGGCUGUCCGUUCAUCGGACUGCCGGCGUUCAAGCCGGGCCAGGAGGUGCAAAUCCUGGAAAACGUUGCGCAGUUGUGAAAGUUUCCUUUUCAGUUCUUCUCAGGUCGGGUCUCCUUUCUUUCGGUUUCUUGUGGGUUGGCUGGUCGGUUUGCUUGGACAGGCGAUGGUUGGGCGCAGGAUAAAAUAGAAUACCUUAUCUUAGUUUAGCCUUUUUAUUUAUCAUGACCUAACUCUAUGAAAUAUAUAGGGUUACAUUUAGGAAUAUC